Naegleria lovaniensis is the source of this 1959-nucleotide messenger RNA. RefSeq lists its product as uncharacterized. NCBI's taxonomy places the organism in Eukaryota, Heterolobosea, Eutetramitea, Acrasida, Naegleriidae. The coding region runs from base 1 to 1959 and encodes 652 amino acids. The record is from RefSeq and is a predicted model, not a curated record. Gene Ontology annotation, biological process: mRNA splicing, via spliceosome. Gene Ontology annotation, molecular function: protein binding. The transcript has a single exon.
AUGAAUACUACAAGUCAUUUUGCAACUACAAAUCAUUCUUUUAGUGCCCCAUCUUUGGUUUCCGUAAAUUUUAAUAAUCCAAAUAUUAAAAAAGAAUUGUUAUUGAUGAUCGCUGGAUAUCUGAAUUGUGAAGGAUACAAUACAUCGGCCAUAACGUUACUAGAGGAAUGCCAAGCAAAACAAAAAAGAGAAGCUCAAAAACAUUCCUUGAUAGAACAGAUUUGUUCCGAUAUGCGAGACGGUAAUUGGUCAAGCGUUGAUAAUGCACUUCAAGAUUCUUUCAAUAGCUCUACCAUUGGUGUUAGCACCAAUUCGACGAUAUCCAAAUCAACGUUGUACGCAAUAUACAAGCAGUAUUAUUUUGAACUGAUCGAAGGUGGAGAGUAUCAAAAAGCCUUUUCAAUACUCAAUAAGAGAUUGAAACCAUUGAAAUCAGUUUCUACAAAAGAAGAGUUUUCUGAUUUAUGUCUAUUGCUGACAUGUAAGAGCGUGAACGAGGUUGAUAGAUUUCAAGAGUGGAAAGGAAAUAUUUCAAAUAAUUCAAUUCUGACAUAUGGAGGAUAUACUUCACGAGAUGCAUUAAUUGAAAAGAUACUUUACGAGUACAAACGAGAAGAAAGCCUUUCUAUUUUAUUUGAGGGAGACACCCAUCAAAUUUCUAGUGUAGUGCCUCAAAACAGACUUUUAGAACUACUUCAUCAAGCUGUAAAUUAUCAAGCAAUAGAAUCUGCCAAUUAUAUGGAAACCAGAAGCCAUAUAUCAGAGAGGUUUAGAGGUAGUAGAGGACCGAAUGCAGUAUCAUCUCUCUUGUUUGAUUAUGAAACAUUGAUUAUACCAAAUUCUUUAUAUAACACGUUCAAAGGGCACAAAGAGAACGUGAAGUGCGUGGAGUUUAUUGGAAAACAAGGUUUAUAUUUGGCGUCAUGCUCUAGUGAUCACACCAUCAAAAUUUGGAACACUCUGGCACACCCAAACGUCAUUACGCUAAACUCAUCUAACGAAAAGCCUGAAGAUAGCACUUCACCAGUUGCUAAAUCUGAAAAUCAUUCGUCAAUUUUAGAAUCCACAAGCUAUGAAAACGAGCCAUUAAUAGUGUCAUUAGAAGGACAUUCCAAUAGAGUCUGGGAUUUAUCUUGCUCAUCCUCAGGAAAUUUAUUGGCCUCCGCAUCUAGCGAUGGUACUGUAAAAAUUUGGGAUGUUAAGAAUAUUAUUGAAAACAACGGCCAAAACAGAGUGGUUAAUAACUGUUCUCAUUCCAUUGAAUUCAAUACGACUGGUGUUAAAUCAGAUCUCUACAGUGUUGAGUUUGAUCCAAAUGGAAAAUAUAUUGCAACAGGAGGAUAUGAUAAUGUGGUGAUUCUAUAUGAUUUGGAAAAAAACGCAGUUGUAAAGAGAUUUGAAGGGCAUAGGUCAUCAGUAUGUUCAGUUGUGUUUAAUCCUUUUGGAAAUUUGUUGAUAACAGGAGGAAAAGACAAGUCGAUCAAAUUUUGGGAUAUCACGAGUGGUGAAUGUAUUGCCUCCAUUGAUAAGCACCUUGGUGAAGUUACUGGUUUGCAAGUUAGCAAAACAGGAGACAAAUUACUUUCUUGCUCAAAAGACAAUCUCAACAGACUGUGGGAUGUACGAAAAUUAGAAAGCAACUCGACAAAUCAACAAUCAUUAGUGCAACAAAAAUUCAAAGGCCACCAAAAUGCUUACAAGAACUUUAUUCGAUGUAAAUUUGGACCCAAAGAAAGAGUAGUAAUGAGUGGUAGUGAGGAUGGUUAUGUGUACAUUUGGGACUCUCUUACUGGUCAAUUAGUUCAAAAACUUGGUUCUAGCAACAAAUUUUCCAGUUUGAAUGGUGUUUUCAACGGAACGGUUUUUGAUGUUGCUUACAACGCUCAUCAAGGGCUGAUUGCCAGUGCAAGCGAAGAUAAUUUGGUCCGGCUCUUUAAUUACAAGGGAAUGGUGCAUUAA